Messenger RNA from Moneuplotes crassus, 2741 nucleotides. Lineage: Eukaryota; Ciliophora; Spirotrichea; Euplotida; Euplotidae. The record is from the annotation of a GenBank genome assembly.
UAAUAUAGAAAUUUAAAUAAAAGAAUGGGACUUUUCAGGUCUGAAGAUCUUUAUCUAUGAAAGACUACGAUGACAAAGGACUGUGCUUAUGAGUCCGUGAAGCAACUAGGAAGACUAGGAAUGGUCAGCUUUGUAGAUCUCAACAUUAACGAACAGGUUUAUGACCUUCCAUAUGCGAAAGAAGUUAGUAGAUGAAAUGAAACUUUGAAGAGCAUCGAUAGCAUCCUUCAAGAAUGUGAAAGACUUAAAUUACCUCUAAAAACUCCUGCUUCUAUCAAUGAGUACUAUAUGGCUCAAAACGGGCUAGGACAAGUCAUGCAAGUAGCUGAACACAGAAUGUUUGACUGUGUUGAAAAAGAGGUUCAGGAGUAUGACGAGUUUUUAUCCACCCAAACCAAAAGUCUGAGGAGUAUAAAAAGUGAUUACCAGCACCUCCAGGACUACAGAGAUGCACUUCUAGCUGCAGCUAAGCUCCUUGACAGGCAGCCAGUCAAUAAAGGAAAGUGGGCUUACUUGAACAGAGGGAAUACUCUAGAAAAAGUAUCUGAAAGAGAUCAUGAAGAAAGCAAGGAAUAUCCAAGCAAGAAGAAACUUCAUGAAGAGAGUAAUAACUCCUUCCAGAUCAAAAUCGGUCAUCUCAUUGGGACUGUGGGAACCGAAGAUUGCUUCAAUUUCAAGCGUUUGAUCUUCAGAGCAACUAGAGGGAAUGCAUUGAUACAGAUGGAAGACAUAAAACCAAAGAAAUUAAAACCAGACCAAACUCUGAGAUCCUCAUUUGUGGUGACCUUCCAGGAAGGAACUUCUAUAAGAGAGAAACUUGAGAGGAUCAUUCAGUCAUUCGGAGCUAGGUUAUAUGAUUAUCCUGAACAAAAUUUCUCCAAAGUCAUUGAAGAUCUUGAGAAUAAGAUGAAAGACACCAAGAGGUUAUUGAAAGACUCAAACCGUGAGUUGAAAAACUAUCUGAUUCAGUUGAAUGAUCUUGAGUCAAAGAAAAUGCUUGGAGGGAACUCCCCGUUCUAUGGAAUAUCUACUCUUCCAAUGUAUAAAAUGUUUGUCCAAAUUGAAGAGCAGAUCUAUCGCAAUAUGAACUGCCUCAGAUCAGUCGAUAACGGAAAUGUCCAGUAUGGAUUUGUCUGGUCAACUGAGAAAGCAGAAGUUAUUGAAGAUGAAUUAAGCAGGAAAGGAGCUUUACUACAGGAGCUGCAAUUUGAAAAUAUCCACAAUCAUGAGUUUGAGACCCCAACACUAUUCAAGACCAAUGCCUUCACAGAACAGUUUCAUUCGAUCGUGGAAACAUAUGGAAUUCCAAAGUAUAAAGAAGUGAAUCCUUCUCUGUUCACCAUAAUAAGUUUCCCCUUCUUAUUUGGAGUAAUGUUUGGUGAUAUUGGCCAUGGAGGCUUACUAUUCAUCUCAGCAGCUUUCUUAUGCAUGUUUGGAGAUAAGGUUAAAGCUCUGAAACCUAUCUUCCAAGCUAGAUAUCUGCUCUUAUUAAUGGGCUUCUUCUCCUUCUUUUGUGGAUUCAUGUAUAACGACUUCAUGUCAAUUCCAAUAGAAUUGAGUCAUUCAUGCUUUACUAAAGGAAUCAAUGGAUAUAGACACAAUCCUAACUGUGUUUAUCCUUUCGGGAUUGAUCCUAAAUGGUAUGUUGCAACUAACGAGUUAACUUUCAUGAACUCUUUCAAAAUGAAGCUAGCGGUGAUCUUGGGAGUUUCUCAGAUGUUAUUAGGCAUAUUUUUAAGAUUUUUCAACGCUCAUGAUUUCUGUGAUUACGUUGAAUUCAUUGCCCAGUUUACAGUACUGUGCUGCUGGUUUGGCUACAUGAAUGUUCUAAUAAUUGCAAAAUGGCUGACUCAUUACCCAGAUUCUAGCAGAGCACCAGCCAUUAUCGCAUCGAUGAUUGACAUGUUUUUGAAAUUCGGAGCUUGUGAGAAAACUCCAAUAAUUUCAGACAAGGCAGGGACUGAGCAUAUCCAGAUCUUAUUACUGAUUAUCAGUUUUGCCUGAAUUCCAUUGAUGUUGUUCUUAAGGCCAAUCCUAGCUCUCGUGGCUGGUGACCAUGCUGGUCAUCAGCAGCCCGGAGAGAUUGAGUUGGAGCACACGAUUGGCAAGCGAGGCAAAGGCUAUAACAAGUUUGAAGACGAAGAUGAAUAUGAUGGUUUUCAAGAAGAAGAAAGAAAAUUUACUGAAGAAAACAUGAAAGAUGUAAUUGAAGAGAACAAAGACCAGAAUUUUGAGGACAUGAGUAAUAAAGGCAUCAAAGAUGAUGAACCCUCUGAAAUCCAUAAUAGAGAGCGUCAUCAUGAGCAGAUGAAUAGUUUAAGGAAGGUGUUGAAAAUUGAAAAUCAUGGACACUCAAUGGAAGAACUGUUUGUUCACCAACUCAUAGAAACUAUAGAGUUUGUACUUGGAACAGUUUCUAAUACUGCAUCAUAUCUUCGUCUCUGGGCAUUGAGUCUUGCUCAUAGUCAAUUGGCAGAUGUAUUUUACGAGAAAACCCUUGUAAUGGGAUUGGAAUAUAAAAGCCCAGUGAUGCUGUUCAUUCUUCAACAGCUUUUUUGGGUAGCUACUCUAGGAGUGCUUAUGUCCAUGGACUCGAUGGAAUGUUUCUUACAUACCCUAAGACUACAUUGGGUUGAAUUCCAAAACAAGUUUUACAAAGGAACUGGAACAAAGUUUGCCCCUCUCUCUUUCAAGCAGAUUGCUAUUGGAAAUGAUAAUUAGCCAUCAUUUGAUCAAUUUAA